Messenger RNA from Sycon ciliatum, 12620 nucleotides. Its product is annotated as mucin-3B-like. The record is from RefSeq and is a predicted model, not a curated record. Lineage: Eukaryota; Metazoa; Porifera; Calcarea; Leucosolenida; Sycettidae. Bases 152 to 12448 code for a protein of 4098 amino acids. The transcript has 41 exons.
ACCAGUUGCAACGAAAUAUUCGUAGUCAGUAGUUCCUAGUAAGGUCACACACCAAUAGAAUAAUUAUCUUGGCAAGGAAGAACCGUGCAGAAGCGCCAUCUGUGGUGACACACGCAGACAGCGGCUUCGUAGCUUCCUGUUCUCCGUCAUAAUGGUGCGUAUUGGUGUUCGAGUGCCUCUGGGCAUUUUAUGGUUGCUCACUCUCUCCACCGGGCUGACUGAAGCUACAGCUGGCCCUGUUCUUUCAUCACCAAAUGGAAUCAAUGGACUGGUUAUUAGUGAAGCUGAUGACACAAUGCAGGCAGUUCUGCGCGUGUGUAUCAACGCCACCAUCAAACCAGCACCUCAGCAAGCCAAUAUUGUAUGGAGUCGGGAACAGGGAAAUCUGCUUGAUAUACCAAAUUGGGAUCAUACAUCAUUGAGAGAGGUCGACGGCUGUUUCUGGUCCAGUCUGACCAUAAUGUUCCAACUUGUUGAACCGGCUAUUGGAAAUUACACCAUUACCGUUACUACAACUGCUGGUUCUUCAAAACUGACAAUUCCACUUCGUUUCACCAUUCCUUUGUGUGAAAUACCAACAAUCCACCAUGGUCACGCAUAUGUAGCAGGUGUUUAUGGAGACGUAAAUGAAAAGACUUCUUCAGACUAUGGGGUAGAAUGUCCUACUGGUUUUAAACUGUCCACUUUGUCCCAUAGUAAAUGUGAAAGAUCACCUGAUGGAAAAGCUGUUUACAAGAAUAUACCAGAGUGUCAGGCUGGUCCCAUUCUGACAUCUCCUAUUGGAAGCAGUGGACUGGUUGUGAGUGAGGAUGAUGGCACAAAGUCAGCAGUUCUGUCCUUGUGCAUCAACUCUACCAUCAAGCCAGCACCGUCAUCAGCCAACUCUGUAGUUUGGAGUACAGAGGCCAGUGGAGGGAUGUCUGUGUUCAGCCGUGUGCAGACCUCACUGAGUAGCAGCAGCAAUGGCUGCUACUGGUCCAAUCUGACAGUGAACAUCAGUAGUGUUUCUGGUGCAGCGGGUUAUUACACUGUCAAAGUUUCCACUGGUGCUGGAUCGGCUACAAAGAGAUUUCGACUAGAAAUCAGCGUUGCACUGUGUGCACUGCCAUCUAUCCACCAUGGUCACUCACAAGCGUCAGGUUUGAUUGGGUCCAGUACUAGCAGUGGACCUACUUCAUCAGACUAUGAAGUAGUGUGUGGAGAAGGCUUGUCCGUGUCCAGUUCACCGCACAGCAAGUGUGAAAGAUCAUCCGAUGGAAACUCUGUUUACAAGAAUGUACCAGAGUGCCUUGCUGGCCCUGUUCUUUCAUCACCUAUUGGAAUCAAUGGCCUGGUUGUGAGUGAGGAUGAUGACACAAAGUCAGCAGUUCUGUCCGUGUGUAUCAACUCCACAAUCAAACCAGCACCUCAGAAAGCCAAUAUUGUAUGGAGUCGAGAACAGGGAAGUCCGAUUGAUAUACCACAUCAAGAGCAGACAUCAUUGAGUGCGGUUAAUGGUUGUUUCUUGUCCAGUCUUACUUUCUGGUUCCAUCUAAUUGAUGAGGCUACUGGAAAUUACACCAUUACCGUUACUACAACUGCCGGUUCUUCAAAACUGACAAUUCCUCUUCGUUUCACCAUUCCACUUUGUGAAGUACCAACAAUCCACCAUGGUCACGCAUAUGCAACAGGUGUUUUUGGAGACGUAACUGAAAAGACUUCUUCAGGCUAUGGGGUAGAAUGUCCUACUGGUUUUAAACUGUCCACUUUGUCCCAUAGUAAAUGUGAAAGAUCACCUGAUGGAAAAGCUAUUUACAAGAAUAUACCCGAGUGUCAUGCUGGUCCCGUUCUGUCAUCUCCUAUUGGAAGCAGUGGACUGGUUGUGAGUGAGGAUGAUGGCACAAAGUCAGCAGUUCUGUCCGUGUGCAUCAACUCUACCAUCAAGCCAGCACCGUCAUCAGCCAAUGCGGUAGUUUGGAGUACUAAGGCCAGUGGAGGUAUAGGCAGUGGGAAGGUGAUCACCUCACUGAAUGAUAGCAAUGGGUGUUUCUGGUCUAAUCUGACAGUGGAUAUCAGUGUAGUUUCUGAAGCAGUGGGUGAUUACACUAUCGUUGUCACAACAUCUGUUGGAAGUUCUACAAAGAUAAUUCCCCUACAGAUCACGGUUCCAUUGUGUGAACUACCAACCAUCCACCAUGGUCAAUCACGUGCAACAGGUUUGAUUGGACAGAGCUCUAGAGAUGGUCAGACACAGACCACCACCUCAUCAGACUAUGAAGUAGUGUGUGCUGAUGGUUUGAUCGUGUCUACUUCACAGCAUAGUAAAUGCGAAAAGGUGUCUGCUGGAAAAACCAGUUUUAGAAAUAUUCCAGAUUGUCAUGCUGGUCCUGUUCUGUCAUCUCCUAUUGGAAGCAGUGGACUGGUUGUGAGUGAGGAUGAUGGCACAAAGUCAGCAGUUCUGUCCGUGUGCAUCAACUCUACCAUCAAGCCAGCACCGUCGUCAGCCAAUGCGGUAGUUUGGAGUACUAAGGCCAGUGAAGGUAUAGGCAGUGUGAAGGUGAUCACCUCACUGAAUGAUAACAAUGGCUGUUUUUGGUCUAAUCUGACAGUGGAUAUCAGUGUAGUUUCUGAAGCAGUGGGUGAUUACACUAUCGUUGUCACAACAUCUGUUGGAAGUUCUACAAAGAUAAUUCCCCUACAAAUCACCGUUCCAUUGUGUGAACUACCAACCAUCCACCAUGGUCAAUCACGUGCAACAGGUUUGAUUGGACAGAGCUCUGGAGAUAGUCAGACACAGACCACCACCUCAUCAGACUAUGAAGUAGUGUGUGCUGAUGGUUUGACCGUGUCUACUUCAAAACAUAGUAAAUGCGAAAAGGUGUCUGCUGGAAAAACCAGUUUUAGAAAUAUUCCAGAUUGUCAUGCUGGUCCUGUUUUGUCAUCUCCUAUUGGAAGCAGUGGACUGGUUGUGAGUGAAGAUGAUGGCACAAAGUCAGCAGUUCUGUCCGUGUGCAUCAACUCUACCAUCAAGCCAGCACCGUCGUCCACCAAUGCGGUAGUUUGGAGGACAGAGGCCAGUGGAGGUAUAGGCAGUGGGAAGGUGAUCACCUCACUGAAUGAUAGCAAUGGGUGUUUCUGGUCUAAUCUGACAGUGGAUAUCAGUGUAGUUUCUGAAGCAGUGGGUGAUUACACUAUCGUUGUCACAACAUCUGUUGGAAGUUCUACAAAGAUAAUUCCCCUACAAAUCACCGUUCCAUUGUGUGAACUACCAACCAUCCACCAUGGUCAAUCACGUGCAACAGGUUUGAUUGGACAGAGCUCUAGAGAUGGUCAGACACAGACCACCACCUCAUCAGACUAUGAAGUAGUGUGUGCUGAUGGUUUGACCGUGUCUACUUCAAAACAUAGUAAAUGCGAAAAGGUGUCUGCUGGAAUAAACAGUUUUAGAAAUAUUCCAGAUUGUCAUGCUGGUCCUGUUUUGUCAUCUCCUAUUGGAAGCAGUGGACUGGUUGUGAGUGAGGAUGAUGGCACAAAGUCAGCAGUUCUGUCCGUGUGCAUCAACUCUACCAUCAAGCCAGCACCGUCGUCCGCCAAUGCGGUAGUUUGGAGGACAGAGGCCAGUGGAGGUAUAGGCAGUGGGAAGGUGAUCACCUCACUGAAUGAUAGCAAUGGGUGUUUCUGGUCUAAUCUGACAGUGGAUAUCAGUGUAGUUUCUGAAGCAGUGGGUGAUUACACUAUCGUUGUCACAACAUCUGUUGGAAGUUCUACAAAGAUAAUUCCCCUACAAAUCACCGUUCCAUUGUGUGAACUACCAACCAUCCACCAUGGUCAAUCACGUGCAACAGGUUUGAUUGGACAGAGCUCUAGAGAUGGUCAGACACAGACCACCACCUCAUCAGACUAUGAAGUAGUGUGUGCUGAUGGUUUGACCGUGUCUACUUCAAAACAUAGUAAAUGCGAAAAGGUGUCUGCUGGAAUAAACAGUUUUAGAAAUAUUCCAGAUUGUCAUGCUGGUCCUGUUUCGUCAUCUCCUAUUGGAAGCAGUGGACUGGUUGUGAGUGAGGAUGAUGGCACAAAGUCAGCAGUUCUGUCCGUGUGCAUCAACUCUACCAUCAAGCCAGCACCGUCGUCCGCCAAUGCGGUAGUUUGGAGGACAGAGGCCAGUGGAGGUAUAGGCAGUGGGAAGGUGAUCACCUCACUGAAUGAUAGCAAUGGGUGUUUCUGGUCUAAUCUGACAGUGGAUAUCAGUGUAGUUUCUGAAGCAGUGGGUGAUUACACUAUCGUUGUCACAACAUCUGUUGGAAGUUCUACAAAGAUAAUUCCCCUACAAAUCACCGUUCCAUUGUGUGAACUACCAACCAUCCACCAUGGUCAAUCACGUGCAACAGGUUUGAUUGGACAGAGCUCUAGAGAUGGUCAGACACAGACCACCACCUCAUCAGACUAUGAAGUAGUGUGUGCUGAUGGUUUGACCGUGUCUACUUCAAAACAUAGUAAAUGCGAAAAGGUGUCUGCUGGAAUAAACAGUUUUAGAAAUAUUCCAGAUUGUCAUGCUGGUCCUGUUUUGUCAUCUCCUAUUGGAAGCAGUGGACUGGUUGUGAGUGAGGAUGAUGGAACAAAGUCAGCAGUUCUGUCCGUGUGCAUCAACUCUACCAUCAAGCCAGCACCGUCGUCCGCCAAUGCGGUAGUUUGGAGGACAGAGGCCAGUGGAGGUAUAGGCAGUGGGAAGGUGAUCACCUCACUGAAUGAUAGCAAUGGGUGUUUCUGGUCUAAUCUGACAGUGGAUAUCAGUGUAGUUUCUGAAGCAGUGGGUGAUUACACUAUCGUUGUCACAACAUCUGUUGGAAGUUCUACAAAGAUAAUUCCCCUACAAAUCACCGUUCCAUUGUGUGAACUACCAACCAUCCACCAUGGUCAAUCACGUGCAACAGGUUUGAUUGGACAGAGCUCUAGAGAUGGUCAGACACAGACCACCACCUCAUCAGACUAUGAAGUAGUGUGUGCUGAUGGUUUGACCGUGUCUACUUCAAAACAUAGUAAAUGCGAAAAGGUGUCUGCUGGAAUAAACAGUUUUAGAAAUAUUCCAGAUUGUCAUGCUGGUCCUGUUUUGUCAUCUCCUAUUGGAAGCAGUGGACUGGUUGUGAGUGAGGAUGAUGGCACAAAGUCAGCAGUUCUGUCCGUGUGCAUCAACUCUACCAUCAAGCCAGCACCGUCGUCAGCCACUGCGGUAGUUUGGAGGACAGAGGCCAGUGGAGGUAUAGGCAGUGGGAAGGUGAUCACCUCACUGAAUGAUAGCAAUGGGUGUUUCUGGUCUAAUCUGACAGUGGAUAUCAGUGUAGUUUCUGAAGCAGUGGGUGAUUACACUAUCGUUGUCACAACAUCUGUUGGAAGUUCUACAAAGAUAAUUCCCCUACAAAUCACCGUUCCAUUGUGUGAACUACCAACCAUCCACCAUGGUCAAUCACGUGCAACAGGUUUGAUUGGACAGAGCUCUAGAGAUGGUCAGACACAGACCACCACCUCAUCAGACUAUGAAGUAGUGUGUGCUGAUGGUUUGACCGUGUCUACUUCAAAACAUAGUAAAUGCGAAAAGGUGUCUGCUGGAAUAAACAGUUUUAGAAAUAUUCCAGAUUGUCAUGCUGGUCCUGUUUUGUCAUCUCCUAUUGGAAGCAGUGGACUGGUUGUGAGUGAGGAUGAUGGCACAAAGUCAGCAGUUCUGUCCGUGUGCAUCAACUCUACCAUCAAGCCAGCACCGUCGUCAGCCAAUGCGGUAGUUUGGAGGACAGAGGCCAGUGGAGGUAUAGGCAGUGGGAAGGUGAUCACCUCACUGAAUGAUAGCAAUGGGUGUUUCUGGUCUAAUCUGACAGUGGAUAUCAGUGUAGUUUCUGAAGCAGUGGGUGAUUACACUAUCGUUGUCACAACAUCUGUUGGAAGUUCUACAAAGAUAAUUCCCCUACAAAUCACCGUUCCAUUGUGUGAACUACCAACCAUCCACCAUGGUCAAUCACGUGCAACAGGUUUGAUUGGACAGAGCUCUAGAGAUGGUCAGACACAGACCACCACCUCAUCAGACUAUGAAGUAGUGUGUGCUGAUGGUUUGACUGUGUCUACUUCAAAACAUAGUAAAUGCGAAAAGGUGUCUGCUGGAAUAAACAGUUUUAGAAAUAUUCCAGAUUGUCAUGCUGGUCCUGUUUUGUCAUCUCCUAUUGGAAGCAGUGGACUGGUUGUGAGUGAGGAUGAUGGCACAAAGUCAGCAGUUCUGUCCGUGUGCAUCAACUCUACCAUCAAGCCAGCACCGUCGUCCGCCAAUGCGGUAGUUUGGAGGACAGAGGCCAGUGGAGGUAUAGGCAGUGGGAAGGUGAUCACCUCACUGAAUGAUAGCAAUGGGUGUUUCUGGUCUAAUCUGACAGUGGAUAUCAGUGUAGUUUCUGAAGCAGUGGGUGAUUACACUAUCGUUGUCACAACAUCUGUUGGAAGUUCUACAAAGAUAAUUCCCCUACAAAUCACCGUUCCAUUGUGUGAACUACCAACCAUCCACCAUGGUCAAUCACGUGCAACAGGUUUGAUUGGACAGAGCUCUAGAGAUGGUCAGACACAGACCACCACCUCAUCAGACUAUGAAGUAGUGUGUGCUGAUGGUUUGACCGUGUCUACUUCAAAACAUAGUAAAUGCGAAAAGGUGUCUGCUGGAAUAAACAGUUUUAGAAAUAUUCCAGAUUGUCAUGCUGGUCCUGUUUUGUCAUCUCCUAUUGGAAGCAGUGGACUGGUUGUGAGUGAGGAUGAUGGCACAAAGUCAGCAGUUCUGUCCGUGUGCAUCAACUCUACCAUCAAGCCAGCACCGUCGUCCGCCAAUGCGGUAGUUUGGAGGACAGAGGCCAGUGGAGGUAUAGGCAGUGGGAAGGUGAUCACCUCACUGAAUGAUAGCAAUGGGUGUUUCUGGUCUAAUCUGACAGUGGAUAUCAGUGUAGUUUCUGAAGCAGUGGGUGAUUACACUAUCGUUGUCACAACAUCUGUUGGAAGUUCUACAAAGAUAAUUCCCCUACAAAUCACCGUUCCAUUGUGUGAACUACCAACCAUCCACCAUGGUCAAUCACGUGCAACAGGUUUGAUUGGACAGAGCUCUAGAGAUGGUCAGACACAGACCACCACCUCAUCAGACUAUGAAGUAGUGUGUGCUGAUGGUUUGACCGUGUCUACUUCACAACAUAGUAAAUGCGAAAAGGUGUCUGCUGGAAAAAACAGUUUUAGAAAUAUUCCAGAUUGUCAUGCUGGCCCUGUUCUCUCAUCACCUAUUGGAAUCCAUGGACUGGUGAUAAGUGAGGAUGAUGGUAGCAUGGAUGCAGUUCUGCCUGUGUGCAUCAACUCCACUGUCAAACCAGCACCGCAACAAGACAAUAUUGUAUGGAGUCAGGAACAGGGAAGUUCCAUUGAUAUACCACAUACUAAACAGACAUCAUUGAUUGAUGAUAACGGCUGUUUUUGGUCCAAUCUGACUGUGCAUUUCUAUGUUAUUGAACCAUCUGUUGGAAAUUACACCAUCACCGUUACUACAACUGCCGGUUCUUCGAAACUGACAAUUCCUCUUCGUUUCACCAUUGCAUUGUGUGAACCACCAACAAUCCACCAUGGUCAAGCACAUACAAUAGGUGUGCUUGGGGAUUUAAGUGCCACCACUUCAUCAGACUAUGGAGUCUUUUGUGACGAAGGGCUCACAGUAUCCAGUGUAUUGCACAGCAAGUGUGAAAGAUCACCCGAUGGAAAAGCUGUUUACAAGAAUGUACCAGACUGUCAUGCUGGUCCUGUUCUGUCAUCUCCUAUUGGAAGCAGUGGACUGGUUGUGAGUGAGGAUGAUGGCACACAGUCAGCAGUUCUGUCCGUGUGCAUCAACUCUACCAUCAAACCAGCACCAACAACUAACUCUAUUGUGUGGACCACUGCGUCAUCUGAUGCUUUCUUUGCUGUGCACACAUCACUGCAUGAUAGCAAUGGCUGUUUCUGGUCCAAUCUGACAGUGCAUAUCAGUGUAGUUUCUGAAGCAGUGGGUGAUUACACUAUCGUUGUCACAACAUCUGUUGGAAGUUCUACAAAGAUAAUUCCCCUACAAAUCACCGUUCCACUGUGUGCACUACCAUCUAUUCACCACGGUCACUCACAAGUGUCAGGUUUGAUUGGGCCCAGUACUAGCAGUGGACCUACUUCAUCAGACUACAAAGUAGUGUGUGGAGAAGGCUUGUCCGUGUCCAGUUCACCGCACAGCAAGUGUGAAAGAUCAUCCGAUGGAAACUCUGUUUUCAAGAAUGUACCAGAGUGCCAUGCUGGUCCUGUUCUGUCAUCUCCUAUUGGAAUCAGUGGGCUGGUUGUGAGUGAGGAUGAUGGCACAAAGUCAGCAGUUCUGUCCGUGUGCAUCAACUCUACCAUCAAGCCAGCACCGUCGUCAGCCAAUGCGGUAGUUUGGAGUACUAAGGCCAGUGGAGGUAUAGGCAGUGGGAAGGUGAUCACCUCACUGAAUGAUAGCAAUGGGUGUUUCUGGUCUAAUCUGACAAUGGAUAUCAGUGUAGUUUCUGAAGCAGUGGGUGACUACACGGUCAAUGUCACAACAUCUGUUGGUUCUACACAGAAGACAGUUUCUCUACUGAUUAACGUUCCAUUGUGUCAACUACCAACAGUCCACCAUGGUCGUGCACAAGCGUCAGGUUUGAUUGGGCCCAGUACUAGCAGUGGACCUACUUCAUCCGACUACAAAGUAGUGUGUGGAGAAGGCUUGUCCGUGUCCAGUUCACCGCACAGCAAGUGUGAAAGAUCAUCCGAUGGAAACUCUGUUUUCAAGAAUGUACCAGAAUGCCAUGCCGGCCCUGUUCUGACAUCUCCUAUUGGAAGCAGUGGACUGGUUGUGAGUGAGGAUGAUGGCACAAAGUCAGCAGUUCUGUCCGUGUGCAUCAACUCUACCAUCAAGCCAGCACCGUCAUCAGCCAAUGCGGUAGUUUGGAGUACUAAGUCCAGUGGAGGUAUAGGCAAUGGAAAGGUGAUCACCUCAUUGCAUAAUAGUAACGGGUGUUUCUGGUCUAAUCUGACAGUGGAUAUCAGUGUAGUUUCUGAAGCAGUGGGUGACUACACGGUCAAUGUCACAACAUCUGUUGGUUCUACACAGAAGACAGUUUCUCUACAGAUUAACGUUCCAUUAUGUGAGUUACCACCAAUCCACUACGGCCAUGCACAACCUUCUGGUCUGAUGAACAACCGCUUAAGUGAUGGUCAGAGGCAGACGACCACCUCAUCAGCCUAUGAGGUAGUAUGUGAGCAUGGGUUUCGGGUAGCCAGUUUACAACACAGUAAAUGCGAAUUAACAUCUGGAGGAAAGGCAGUUUUCGCAAAUGUACCCGAUUGUCAUGCUGCACCUGUGUUAUCGUCUCCUCUUGAAGGCAAUGGUUCAAUAGUGAGUGAGGACGAUGGCUCCGGUGUAGCAGUUCUCUCAGUGUGCAUCAACUCUACCAUCAGGCCCCCACCGUCAUCAUCUCACGCAGUAUCAUGGGACACUGAUGCCAGCGGCUGGACAUCCGUAUUCCGCGAUGUGCACACCUCGCUGAAUGACAGUAACGGCUGUUUCUGGUCCAACCUUACCGUGAACAUUGGGGUGGUGGCUGAAGCCGUUGGUCAUUACACUGUCAAGGUGGUAACAACUGCCGGCUAUUCGAAAUUAUCGAUUCCACUGCACAUCACAGUUCCACUGUGUGAGCUACCAGCAAUCCACCAUGGUCAUGCACGACCCACCGGUGUGCUCAGUAACACUCGUUCAGUUGGUCACACCACACAGACCACACAGACACAGACCACCACCUCAUCAGACUAUGAAGUAGUGUGUGCUGAGGGGUUGAGCGUGUCUUCUUCACAGCACGCUAAAUGUCGAGUGGCACCUGAUGGAAAAGCAAUGUACCGGGAUGUGCCAGACUGCCUUGCUUUGCCUGUUCUUUCAUCUCCUGCGGGGAAGAAUGGUCUGGUUCUUAGUGAGGCGCAAGCUGGCAAUUUGGUAACUCUGUCCGUGUGCAUCAACUCCACUAUUAAGCCGGCCCCGUUGUCAUCAAGCGCUAUUAACUGGAGCACCGAGGCCAGUGGAGGGGAAUCUGUGUUUAGAUAUGUGAAAACUUCACUAGUUGAUAGCCACGGUUGCUUCUGGUCCAAUCUCACCGUGAAUGCCGCCAUAGUUUCUCCAGUGGAGGGAGACUACACCAUCAACGUGACUACAUCGGCUGGGUCUUCAAGUCAAACUAUCUCCCUGACGGUUGCUGUUCCAACAUGUGACGUUCCCGUGAUUGCACACGGCACUGCACUGGGAUCGGGUGUGUUCAGAGAUACACUGCGACAGCGGUCAUCACACUACAACAUCACCUGCGAUCCUGGAUUCGGGCUGACCAACUACAGUUCAAUGAAGUGUUUAGUGCAUGUGGCAGGGAAGUCUCUCUUCGACCAUACCCCAACAUGUGUUGAGGACGCAUUAGCCGUGACAUCAUCAACGGCAGUGGUGGCAAUUCUAGCUGCUGUCCUCAGUGUGAUAGCCCUGCUCACAUUUGCAGGUCUCCUCUUCAAAAAGAAAAGAGGCAGUCAGAAGAUCAUGAGCGGUGGCAACACAGUGUCGUCGGGCUUGCGUGCAUCUGCCUCAAUCUACAGUACUGCAUCGAAAUAUCUCGGUGGUACACCCUAUGAAACGCGCAUGGCAAUGAAGCCAAGAGCGAAGCAUGAUUCAACCGGAAGUUCUGCAUUCCUAGUCCAAGAUACGACCGUCUACUCCAUGCCAGAGUCUUUCAAAUCUGUCGACUUUCUAUCUCCUUCGGCUAGAUCUCACCUCUCCACAGGAGAGCUAUUCCAGGACUACUCUGACAGUGAGGCGUGUUACUCGGACGAUGAUACUGCGCUUAAUGGUGGUCCGGGCGAUGCCACUGUCGCUGCCGCUGCUGCGGCGGCCACUGCGGCGGCUGCUGCUGCAGAUGCAGCAGUGGCGGCUGCAUCUGGUUCUGGUACAGUGGGUAAUGCAGCAGCAGGUAAGCGUGCUGGUAGCGGCAGCGGCGGCGGUGGCCGUGAUCGUACCAUCUACCAGUGCCUGUACGGUAGUAGCAUGCCUGGACCACCUGUACUCGGCGGCUACAUCAACUCUAGCAGAGAUAGACAGGGCACAAGUGGCGCGGGCAAUGCCAUUGACACCUACGUGGACACUAAUGAGCUGGCAAGAGAGGAAGGUCUCUACCAUGGCAUAGAACUGGGCAAAGAAGGACGGGAAGAAGUCUGCCUCUACAAUACAAUGGUGCACGGAGAAAUGGAACCUGAGCCCACGUACCACGUGCUCGAGUCUGGUGAGCGGAAGAAAAGCCGACCCACUGGACCAUACUUAAACAUGGUGCCAUUGAGGGCCCAGUCGUCGUUGUCGUCGUUGUCGUCGGCCUGCAGGGAUGACAGAAUGAGUAUUUCCUCGUCUGGAAACAUGUGCUCACAACCGCAGGGUGGUGAGGAAGCCAUCAAGCCUGAGUCUGAUGACUGGAUCAAUAGUAAUUUUCAGCAGGCAGGUUUGAAGGGUGAGGAUGUUUAUAGCGACGCUUACAUGCAGAGAGCGUCAGUCUGCACCAAUGUGCAAGAUUUCCUAUAUGAUACUGAAGAUGACUUGUCAGGUGAUGAACACCCAGGAGAGGGGACCUAUCAGGAUCAAUAUUCGGCGGCUGCAAGUCUCAGGAGUCAGGAUGCGUAUUCGACCUCUGCAAGCCUCAGGAAUCUGGAAGCGUACUCAACCACAGCAAGCCUCCGAAGCCAGGAUCAGUAUUCAGUCACCGAAAGCCUGGGCAAACAGGAGCGAUACACAGACCCCGCUAAUCUGAAAAGCCAGCACCAAUACGUCGCCAGCCGAAGUCUGAAACAAGAUGCUGCCAGUCGGCGAGGUAGCAGAUUCGGAAAACUGUCCUCGAAGCGAAAGCCUGCUCCAGCAAAUGGCGAGGACACAGCAGUGGCUGACGUCGUGCAGGAGUCAACCUCCUGGUCCGAUUUUGAUCGAGCAUGGCCAGCAAACACACCUAAUGUGCAGGCCUCACGAGUAUGUCCCGAGCUGCGUUUAGCCGGAAAAGCAGAAAACGCUGAGAAAGGCGAAAUAGUGGAACAGUUUGCCGAGGGUAUAUAUAGUGACAUAUCAACAUUCCAGGCAAGCCAGGAUGUGGCUUCCACGGCUCCAGGUAAGGGUGAUCAGGCAGCGCGACCACAGCAAGCUGACAGUGGCCUGCAUGCCACGUCAUCGGCACGCAAACCACUCCGGCCGUCAUCGUCCACUGGCAAUCGAUACGCAUCGCGACUGCCAGAACUGUCGACGAACAAACGUGGCGGGAGCCUGUACGUAAAACCAGCGCUGGACAAACCCACGCUUCCACCGUCACCGCCUGAUAACAGACGGGGCCGUAGUCUGUAUGCUAAAUCUAAAACUGGACAGGAUUCUAAAUAGGCUGGGGAUGAUGUUCUUUGUGUACAUCACUCACUGCCUAUCCAGUCCAGACAACACCACUGCUUGGGAUAGUCGUGCAUUUACUGGACAUCUGCGGGUCUGGCAUGGCACUGGCAUGGCAUGCCCCACUGCCACUCCACUCUACAACUAUAACACUCCCCCCCCCCCCCCC